AGUAAUAGAAUUUUACUAUGGCUGAAAACCAGAGUCAUCCAAGAUUUCUUUCUAAGCAACUCAGCUUUGCCGUGAUUAAGGUCUUCUGAAGAUAGAACUUCUUAAUGAGUGACGAAGAAAAUCAGUCAGAUGUAUACUUAGACAAGAAAUCUCACCAUGGUAAAAGAAAAAAACUUGAUAAGAAUUUCACAGGGCCUGUUGAAAAGAGGUGUUGUACAGAUAUUCUAUGCUGUAUACUCUUCAUACUGUUCAUUAAUGGCUACAUUCUUUUAGGACUUGUGGCCUGGGUACAUGGCGACCCCCAGGAGAGCGCCUAUCCUACAGACAGCGAGGGUCAUUUUUGUGGCCUAAAGGAUACACCGUAUGAGAACAAGUCUAUUUUGUUUUACUUUAACCUCUUCAGCUGUACCAGUCCCUCUGUGCUAAAAAACCUACAGUGCCCUACGACACAGAUAUGUGUCUCCAAAUGUCCAGAAAAAUUUUAUACAUAUGCAGAAAUGCAAUAUGAAUAUUUAAGAGGUAAAAAGUACUGGAACUAUUACAGACAAUUCUGCAAAUCUAAUUUAUCUGAGCCUUCAAAGACUCUUUCACAAAUCAUAGUGGAUGAUGAUUGUCCGACAGCAAUUUUUCCAAGUAAACCUUUUCUCCAGAGAUGUUUCCCUGAUUUCUCUAAUGACAAUGGGACUUUAACAGUAGGAAAUAAAACUAGGUUUCAAGAUGGAAAUGGAACUCAAAGGAAUGCUUUAGAAUUAAGGACAGCUGCAAAUCACAUCAAUAAAAUCCUUAAUUCAAGAGACAUUGCAGUUAAAAUAUUUGAAGAUUUUGCAGUAAUUUGGCAUUGGAUUCUCAUUGGCUUUAUUAUUGCCUUUAUCCUCAGUUGGUUGUUUGUGAUACUUCUAAGGUACACAGCAGGAUUUCUGUUCUGGUUCUUCAUUUUGGGUGUGAUUGGAGUUUUAAGUUAUGGAAUAUGGCACUGUUACCAUGAAUACAGCUCUCUUCCGGAAAAGCCAGGCUCUCAAUUAACUAUAUAUAACAUUGGGAUUCAGACUGAUAUAAGCAUGUACUUUCAUCUGAAACAGAUGUGGUUCGCACUUAUGAUUAUACUCUGCAUCAUUGAAUUUUUGGUCAUCAUCUUGCUGGUUUUCCUCAGGAAAAGAAUCUGCAUCGCCAUUGCCCUGCUGAAGGAAGGAAGCAAAGCCAUUGGGAGUAUCCCUUCUACACUACUUUAUCCAGUUUACACUUUUAUUGUCCUCUCAAUCUGCAUUUGCUACUGGGUCGUGAUAGCAAUUUAUUUGAUUACAUCAGGUUUACCUGUAUAUAAAGUCAUAUCCCCAAGAGGGUUAUGUAAAUAUGAAAAUACUACCUGUGACCCAGAGAUUUUUAAUACAACCGAAAUUUCCAAAGCUUGUCCUGGGUCUCGUUGUAACUUUGCUUACUAUGAUGGAAAGACACUAUACCAUCAAUACAUCACUUUCUUCCAUAUAUUCAAUACAUUUGUCUUUAUCUGGCUCAUAAACUUUGUAACUGCAUUGGGUCAGUGUACUCUUGCUGGUGCCUUUGCUACUUAUUACUGGGCCUUAAAAAAACCUGAUGACAUCCCAUCAUAUCCAGUUUUUACUUCUUUUGGACGAGCUGUGCGAUAUCACACAGGGUCCCUGGCAUUUGGAUCUUUAAUUCUUGCAUCAGUUCAGUUUUUUAAAGUUACAUUAGAAUAUUUGGACACUCAACUUAAAGAUUCCGAGAACAAACUUAGUAAAUUACUACUGUGCUGUCUGAGAUGCUGUUUCUGGUGCUUAGAAAAAGUAGUAAGGUUUUUGAACAGAAAUGCCUAUAUUAUGAUUGCACUAUAUGGCAAAAACUUCUGCAAGUCAGCGAGAGGGGCUUUCAACCUGCUAACAAGAAAUGUUUUUAAGGUUGCAUUGCUGGAUCAAAUCACGGACUUUAUACUAUUACUGGGGAAACUUUUAGUUACUGCGUGUGUAGGUACUCUAGCCUUCUUAUUCUUUACACAAAGAAUCCCAAGGAUUUUAGAAGGACCAACGUCUCUAAAUUUCUACUGGGUACCUUUAAUGACAGUCAUUAUUGGAUCUUACCUAAUUGCACAUGGAUUCUUCAGCAUCUAUAUAAUGUGUAUCGAAACUACUUUCAUCUGCUUCUUGGAAGAUUUAGAAAGAAAUGAUGGUUCUGCUGAAAAGCCCUAUUAUUCGAGUAAGAGUCUGAUGAAGAUUUUGAAAGAGAAAAGUUCACAAAAUAAGAAGCAGUAGACUUGCACUCUAGCCAUCGUGCAGCGGUGUGACCUUUUCCAUUCUAGCCAUUCUGCAGCCGUGUGACCUUUUCCUCAACUGCUGAUCUGUACUACACCUUUCAUAAGUGCUCUGUGUUUGGAACACUGUAUUUAUGACCUUGUUGGCUUUUAUUUGCAUGUUUUCUACCAAAGCUUAUAUUGUAAUAUGUGAAGCCAUCAGAAGUCGCAAGGGAAUUGUUAAUAACAUGGAACAUUUUUAUACUAA
Molecule: messenger RNA, 2510 nt
Organism: Suncus etruscus (white-toothed pygmy shrew)
Lineage: Eukaryota; Metazoa; Chordata; Mammalia; Eulipotyphla; Soricidae
Gene: SLC44A5
Product: solute carrier family 44 member 5
Biological process (GO): transmembrane transport
Cellular component (GO): membrane
Molecular function (GO): transmembrane transporter activity
Source: RefSeq, a predicted model, not a curated record